GGUCAAGUACUAUUCUGUCUCUGAGGUCCUUUUUACUCAACAUAUAUGCCAUCCAAUAGAACUUGGGAUUGACCUGUUUGUUUUGUUCCCUGGGAACAAGGAGGAAGACUGAUCGCGCAACAUUGUGUAAAAAUGUGCGAAAGAAAGAUAGCAGAGUGCGAGGAGGAACUAUGUUUAACAAAAGAAGAGAAGGAGCAACAACAUUAACUAUUGGACGCUGUUUUCAAGAAACAUCAAGUUGUGUUAAACAGAACAGAACGAUAGCAGAGUACAAGGAGGAACUUUGUCCAACAAAAGAGGAGAAGGAGCGACAACAUCAACUACUGGACGCUGUUUUCAAGAAACAUCAAGUUGUGUUACACAGAACAGACGUCUGUGAAGAACAUCUUCUCCCUGAGCAACAGGAGUUGAGUUACAGGAUGGUGAUGGAGGAGCCACAGCCCGCCCACAUUAAGAAGGAAAACAAGGCGCCACAGACUCUGCACAUUAAAAAAGAAGAGGCGUACCCGCUGGCCCCCCAUUUUAAAGCGGUGGAGGAGGCUUCACAGCCCCCUCACAUUAAAGAGGAAGGGGAGGAACACAGCAUCAGUCAGGAGGGAGAGCAUCUUGAAUGGUUGGAGGAGUUCCCAGUGAUUGGUGUGAUUGUGAAGAGUGAAGAUGAUGAGAUCAAAGGUCAAAGUGAGGAGAAGAGAGAGGCGGAGCCUCCAAGCAGCAGCUCAACUCAACACAUGACAACAGAAGCUGAUGGAGACCACUGUGGAGGAUCACAAGCAGACAAGAUCUUAGCCCCACUAUCAGAUAGUGACGACACAACGUCUCGCUCUCCUGACACUGAUGAUGAAGACUCUGAAGAUGAUAAGACAUGUCACACUGACAACACACGCUUUACAUGUUCUCUCUGUGACAAAACUUUUAAACGCUGUAGUUGUCUUAAAAGACACAUGAGAACACACACUGGAGAAAAACAUUUUACUUGUUCAAUCUGUGGUAAAGGUUUUAUUCAAAGGGAAGAUUUGAAAAGACACAUGAGAAUACACACUGGAGAAAAACCUUUUUCCUGUUCAAUAUGUGGCAAAGGUUUUGCACAAAGUGAAGAUUUGAAAAGACACAUGAGAACACACACUGGAGAAAAACCUUUUUCUUGUUCAAUAUGUGGUAAAGGUUUUACACAAAGUGCUGGUUUGAAAAGACACAUGAGAAUACACACUGCAGACAAACCAUUCAUGUGCUCAGUUUGUAGUAAAAGAUUCACCCAGAAGGGACAUUUGAGAAUGCACACAAAAUUACACACUGAUGAAAAACCUUUAAAAGGGGGUAAAUGUUUUCCACAACGUCACAAACUGAAACUACACAUGAGAAAUCAUACUGAAGAAAAACCUUUUUCAUGUUCAGGUUGUGGUAAAGGUUUUACGCAAAGUCACGAAAUGAAACUACACAUGAGAACACACACUGGAGAAAAACCUUUUAUAUGUUCAGUAUGUGGUAAACGUUUUACACGUAGUACCCCUUUGAAAACACACAUGAAAAGACACACUGGAGAAAAACCUUUUUCAUGUUCAAGUUGUAGUAAAUGCUUUAUACAAAGUCACGAAUUAAAAAUACACUUGAGAACCCACACUGGAGAAAAACCUUUUAUCUGUUCAGUAUGCGGUAAACAUUUUACACGUAGUACCUAUUUGAAAACACACAUGAGAAUACACACAGGAGAGAAAGUGUUGAGUUGCAGUGUGUGUGAUGAAAGAUUCUCUUAUAAGUACCAGUGUAAGAAACACAAGUGUGCUGGUGAGAACAACAGCAACAAACACUGACUUUCUAACAUCUUCAGCACAUAUAACACGUGUGACAUUGUUGUGUGUGCAACGCAAUCUUUUUAAUAUGCUAACAUUUAGAGAUAAGAAAUUUAAGAUUAUUGAUCUUUGUCAUGUCUGUGUGAUCAUGUUUUGUUUUGGUUAUGUUUGGUUUGGUUUUUGGACUCUUUGUGCACUCUUGUUUGUUUUGUUUCCAUGACAACCCAUUAGUUUUCACCUGUCCUCAUGUGACACACCUGAUUCAUUUGGACUCACACACCUGUCAUUAAUCAUGUUCAAGACUAUUUAAGCCGAUAGUUGCCAGGAAGUCAGCCUGGUGACAUUAACUCUGUUUGACUUCUGCUACCCAUGUUACCCAUGCUACCAUAGUUCCAUGCCAAGUGAGUUUUGUCUAUAUUCUUGUCACAGUAAGUGUUUAUUUGUUUCAUGUUCAUAGUUUUUUGCCCAAGUGCUAGGUUUUGUUUCAUUAGUCAAGUUUGUUCUCCGCCUUUGUGCGUGCCUCUUGUUUGUACUUUGUAGUUUAUAGUAAUAAUUAAAUCAUGUCUUUACCUGCACGCCACGUCCGCUCCAAUUCUUGCAUCUUGGAGAAACAAAACCCUCACAGUCCACGUUAUGACAAUCUUUUACAGUCAAGUAUGUGAAUUGAUAUACAACAUUGUGUACUUCUAGUUAAACAUGAAGGGAACAUUUUGGUGAGAGUUAACAGUACAAAAUAUAUGUUGCAUAUGAUAAACAUUUUGUGUAUAGACAUUCAUAAUUCACUUUUAUACACUUUCAUAAUGGUGUUUUAUAUAUAUUGUUUUUAAAUAAAUGUGACACAUUUACAUUUCUAAUUGUAAAUGAUUCUAUAGAUUAACUUCUUUAUAUGAUACACAUUUGUUUUACUUUUGUUCAUUCCUUUGCUUUUGGGUACACAUUAAUCCCUCUUAGUUCAUAUUUACUGGUUCACAUCUGAAACAUCUUCUGGACCACUUCUGGAAGCAUAUUAUUAUUUACUUUAUACAUCAUUUGAGCAGUUGUGUUUUAUACAAGAUCAUUUACUUUUUAAAAUGUAUGACUUUGUAAUUGAUUUGUUGGGUCUUGAUAAUUCAUCCUAUUAUCUUUAUUACUCUCUUAUGUAAUAUGAAUAUUGUUUUGUGAUUGUUUUGUAUCUAUGUCCCCAAACCUUUAUGCAAUAAACAAUGUAUGCUUCA
Molecule: messenger RNA, 3001 nt
Organism: Nerophis lumbriciformis (worm pipefish)
Lineage: Eukaryota; Metazoa; Chordata; Actinopteri; Syngnathiformes; Syngnathidae
Biological process (GO): regulation of transcription by RNA polymerase II
Cellular component (GO): nucleus
Molecular function (GO): DNA-binding transcription factor activity, RNA polymerase II-specific
Source: RefSeq, a predicted model, not a curated record